GAGCGAAAGCUGCGAAAGGAAGCCAAGCAAUGAAAAGUUGCUCAAGUUGCAAAGCUGGCAGAAUCUUUAAACCACCUCAAAAUCUCUUGCUUUAGCGACUCUGAAAGUGAUCAAGAGACUGUCAUGGUUGAGGAUACCCGCACUUUAAGGAAGUUGGCUGCUCCCAACUUGACACAGCAGCCUUUAUGCAUUAACUUUCCAACACUCAAUAACACUAUUGCUUUUGAACUGAAAUAUGGCUUAAUUUAUUUAUUGCCUUCUUUUCAUGGACUUGCAAGUGAAGAACCUCACAAACACUUGCAAGAGGUCGACGUGGUGUGCUCCAGCAUGAAACCACCAGGUGUUACUGACGAACAAAUCAAACUCAGAGCCUUCCUAUUCUCGCUCAAAGAUGCUUCAAAGGAUUGGCUCUACUAUCUCCCACCUGGAAGCAUUGACACGUGGAAUGACAUGAAAAAGAAAUUUUUGGAGAAGUACUUUCCAGCUUCCAGAGCUGCGAUUCUAAGGAAGGAAAUAUGUGGCAUCAAACAAAAAUCAGGAACAUCAUCGAUGUUGCAAGUGGUGGAUCUCUAGUAAAUAAGAUGCCAGCACAAGCUUGGGAUUUUAUUGCGAGAAUGGUUGAAAACACGCAGCAAUUUGGUUUGAAGGAUGUUGGACAGACGAGCGGAAACAGUAACGACCACUAUAUCCAAUCGAUGCAGCAACAACUUUAUGAGUUGACGAGCUUUGUUCACAAGAUGGUCGUAGAAAAAUCUAACUCGAGUGUCCAGGUCAAAGCGUGUGGAAUAUGCACAAGUGCAAGCCACCCUACGGAUGCAUGCCCGACCCUCCAAGAAGGCUAUGCAGUAGAUGUAAACGCUGCAAACUAUGGUGUUAAUGGACCUCCAGUGUACAACCCGUACUCCAACACCUACAUUCCUAGCUAGAGAGAUCAUCCGAACAUGCGUUAUGGAAACGCACAGCAGAGUAAUGCUCCUCACCCAUUCGGAGCUACGCAGCAUAUACAACAACCUCGUUUCUAUGAGAAACAGCCGCCCCAAGCACCCACAAGCAACUCCAGUCCGUCUUUGGAAGACUUGGUGAAGUCUAUGGAUACCACUACCUUGCAGUUCCAACAAGAGACAAAAAAGUUCCAACAAAAGAUGAGAUCGACUGUUGACAAAUUAAAAGGUCAGAUCAAUCAAGUGUCAGAGGAGGUGAGACAGCUACAUGAAAGAGGAAAGUGGCCCGCUCAGCCUAAGCCAAAUCCAGCAAAUGUCAGCGCCAUAACUAUUUGCAGUGACACGAUGAUUGAAUGUUCUUCCCGGCCUAAUCCAAAGAAUACGAGUGUUAUAACCCUUCGUAGAGGAAAGGAAUUGGAAGGUCCACCUCCUAUCUCAAAGGAACAGAAUGAGGUUCAGAUUGAGAUGAAAAUUGAAAAAGAAGCUGAACUUCACGAAAAGGUACCUUCUAACUCUGUUCCUCCUACUGAAGCUAAAUCAGCUCAUUUUCCUGACAGGUUGAAGAAACCACAAAAGGCAAACAAACGAAAAGAGAUGAUGGAAAUAUUCAAGAGUGUGGAACUUUAUAUCCCGCUCCUGGAAGCUAUCAACCAAAUCCCCAAGUAUGCAAAUUUUUUUAAAGAACUGUGCACCAAUAAGAGAAAAUUUCGAGGGGAUGAGUACAUUAUAGCAGGUGAGAACGUUUUUGUUGUUCUCAAAAGAAAUGUACCACCUAAAACAGGUGAUCCAGGUAAGUUUUCUAUCCUUUGUAAGAUUGGAAAAACUAAGAUAACUAAGGCUAUGCUAGAUCUAGGAGCUGCUAUUAAUGUCAUGCCACGAUCAAUAUACGACUCUUUAAAUCUAGGGCCUCUAAAAGAAACAAGAAUUAUUAUUCAACUUGCUGAUCGAACCAAUUCUUAUCCUGAUGGUAUGAUAGAAGAUGUACUAGUUUAAGUGAAUGACUUAAUUUUUCCUGUUGAUUUUUAUAUUCUGAAUAUGCAUGAUGCACAUUGCUUUAAUACACCGCCUCUUUUGUUAGAAAGACCUUUUAUGUGCACUGCAGAAACAAAGAUAGAUGUUAAAAAGGGCACACUCAGCUUGGAGUUUGAUGGAGAAGAAUUUCAUUUCAAUAUUUUUAAUCCCAUGAAAUGUCUUGUUGAAUCUGAAUCGUUAUAUGCAAUUAAUGUUAUUAAUUAUGUGGUGCAGGAAAAUUAUGAAGUUGGUAAUGAGAAUAAACGAAAAGUUGUGUUGACAAAACAAUUAGAGAAAAGACCAACUGAUGAGAUGACAAAGAGUAAGAGAAAAAAAAAAAGAAUUUUCGAAAAGUUGAGAUGGAUUCCCAAGGGAUCACCAUUGUUGGCCGCGAAAAAGUGCCAUAAGAAGAAUCAAAAUUUUAAGGCGAAGAAAAAGUAUGUGGCCAAUAGACAACGCUUCAAAUUAUACCACAAGAAACCCUCACUUGAUCCUACGGCACCCGUUGCCGAUUUUAAUGUUCAGAAUUGAUGCGAGACGAAGUCUAGUUCAAAGACUAUAAGGAAAAGCGCUUUUUGGGAGACAACCUAAAUCAUUUAAUUUUUUUCUUUAAUUUUAUUUAUUUUUAUUGUUUAUUAGAUGGUUUUGUUUGGUUUGGUGCAGGUCUU
Molecule: messenger RNA, 2620 nt
Organism: Andrographis paniculata
Lineage: Eukaryota; Viridiplantae; Streptophyta; Magnoliopsida; Lamiales; Acanthaceae
Exons: 2
Coding region: 942-1934 (330 amino acids)
Source: RefSeq, a predicted model, not a curated record